Iphiclides podalirius (scarce swallowtail) is the source of this 642-nucleotide messenger RNA. Lineage: Eukaryota; Metazoa; Arthropoda; Insecta; Lepidoptera; Papilionidae. The record is from the annotation of a GenBank genome assembly.
AUGGCUACGCUGUUAAGGAAAAUGUGGAAAACCCACUCUAAGCAUAAGAAACUCUGCGAGGAGUGGGCACUGGCGGAGUGCGAAGGCGAAGGCUGGUGGCGUGAGGCGCGUGACGGGAGCGGACACAGUGAGGUGCGAUACGCGGGCGCGUCGCCCGUGGAGCGAGCCGCUUCCGCCCCCGCUACCGCACUCGCUGUUCGCUCCACACUGCACACCGUUAAAUCUUCAAACAAAAAACUGCAGAGGGUGAGUCUCGAUAUCAGUCCGAAGGGCAUUUUGGUCACAGACGUCGACACACAGGAGAGUGUGCUUAGUGUAUCUAUAUACAGGAUAUCAUACUGCUCGGCCGACGCGGCGAACGCGCGCGUAUUCGCCGUGGUGGAAGGCAAGAGCGCCAGCGGGGCGGAUGAGAGUCACGUGGUGCAUGUGUUUGUGUGCGCGCGCCGCAAGCAGGCGAGGGCGCUCGCCUUGUCUCUAGCGCACGCCUUCAACGACGCAUACCAGGCAUGGCAAGCAAACCAAGGCAGCUCCCUGCAAUCCAAUGGAAAACGACUAGCACCCUGGGUUCGAUUCCCCGAAGAGUCCGAUGAGGAAACUGACAGCGAGCAUUGGCAGUCUCCCGCUCCUCUUGUCACCUUCGCC